This is a messenger RNA of Mercenaria mercenaria, 2401 nucleotides long. RefSeq lists its product as uncharacterized. Gene Ontology annotation, molecular function: calcium ion binding. The transcript has 5 exons. NCBI's taxonomy places the organism in Eukaryota, Metazoa, Mollusca, Bivalvia, Venerida, Veneridae. Bases 142 to 669 code for a protein of 175 amino acids. The record is from RefSeq and is a predicted model, not a curated record.
UGGUAUAGAUCACGUGGUGUCAGGUUUCAUUCCUCGGCGGCAGAUUGUACGUGCAAAAUUAAUUUGUAGGGAGGAAAAUUUGUUCUUGAGUUUUGGAAAAAGAGAAAGUAAUCGUAUUGUGAAAGACCACUGUCUUAAAAUAUGGGACAACGAGAAUCGAAGAAACCCCCGGAACCACUCCCAGAAGAUCUGUUGGACCUUUACGUAAGAUCAGAGUUCAAGGCCAUGGACUCGGACAAUGACGGAAAAUUAACAAGACAAGAAGUCCGAAAUAUGCUCCGCUUUAUGGGGUUUAAAAAAUCAAAACAUAAACUAAAGUAUCUUGGCGUGCCAGGGCGUAAAAGCAUGGUGGCCCUAGAGGACUAUGUGUCUGCGUUCAAAGCGGAUAAGGUUCUUAUUGACAAGACAGACAAUUUUAGACAACUGUUCAAGUUGUUUGACAAAAAUUCAGAUGGAUGGGCAGACAGGCGAGAGAUAUCGGAUGGCUUAGAAGAAGUUUGUAAUACGGUUGAAAUGUUUAUCGACCAGGCUCUGCAAGAGACUGUUGAUACCAUGGUGACUAGUGCGGAAAGCAAAAUUUCGUACGAGAAUUUCCUCGCCCUGGAAUUUCAAAUUGCUCACAGGCUGAGGGAAGAGGACAAGAAAAAAUCCAUGUUUGAUGAGGAUUAACCAACGCAACAAUUUUUGCACAACUAUUUUUAUUAAAGCUGGAUAAAUGUUCAUUAAAGUUUAUAUCUGUGCUAUUGACUUCAUGACUUCUUAUGCCUUAACCUUUAGCCUGCUGCCGGCAAGUGAUUCUGCCUUUGCGACCAGUGCAGACCAAGGUCAGCCUGCACAUCCGUGCAGUCUGAUCAUGGUCUGCACUGUUCGCUAUUCAGUCAGUAUAUUUUCAGUAAACACCCCUUCAAAUAAUAAAUGGUAUUGCCCAAAUUGAGUGAUGGACCAGUCCAUUUUAGAAAUUUAGCAGGAUAAAGGUUAACAUAUGUAGUGAUCAUUUUGUGAAGCUUCACCUCUUACAUUGUCUGCUCUUGCUUAGACCUCACGUGGUUUUUGUUUUGAUUGCAUCCUCCGUCACGUGGUUCUUUGUAAAUAACAUUAAAUCUUCUUUGGUGAACCACAUUGUUCCUUAGAUUUAGACAAAUUUUAUCUUUAAACACUGGGGCUUUUAUUUUUACCGUCAUUCUUAUUGUUUUCCUGUCAAAAUGUUUUCAUAUACUAUUGGAAGAAAGAGAUCAAGUCCAAUAAACACAUAAGGACGAAAACAUUUUGGUUCUCAAAAUUGAAUUGAUUGUAGAUUCAUCAAAUUUUUGAGUUGACAUAAACAUUCGAAUUAACAUGUUAAACGUCAAGAUAAGAACAUUAAGUAUUACAGGCGUACUUUCAUAACAGAACAUUACAGAACAUUUGAUAUUGUUUGUUAAAUUGUUCUUUGGGGAUUCUUUCUCAUUUAUAGAUGAAAUUCGAGGACGACAUAACAUUCAUAAAGGAAAAAGUUCAAAAUUUUAUUGCUAUGAAAACGAUUUUGGAAACACAGAAAAUAUAUUAUUACUUCGUGCAAUAUAAUAAUAUAUGUAUGGUAAUUCCGUUAAAGCCGGUAUUACGGGACGUGAGGAGUGUUGUACAUUUUAUUACCUCUCAUGCGUAUUGUGCCGAGUCUAAUAUCAGUAUGCUUUGUUGCAUUUAAUUACAGUAGGAUUCAACUUUUCAGCACUAACCAUUGUCCUUGCCUUUACAUAUAAUACAUUCUGUUAUUCAUCAUCCUAAAGAAUUAUAGGAAUUUUCCCCAGAUUUUAACAAUGUCUUUAUUGGUUCCGAAUUUAUUACAAAAACCGAUUUUGGUAAAGGAUUUUCUAUUGCCAAUUUAAGCCAUUUUCGACACUAAAAACAAGAGUUUUUAAUUUAUAAUUAGAAAAUAAAGUAUCCAAUUUUGCUUUAUUUUUCAAAGUAUUGUUAGAAAAGUUUUAAGAUAUUUUUGUUAAUUUGAAGACAGACUUUUUUCUAAAAAUUCACUGUUUUUCAUAUGCUCGAAUUCUUUUAGGAUGAAAUUCAGUAAGACCGUAAAAAUGACCAGUUCCUAACCUUUGGGAUUUUUAGGAUGAAGUUCUAUUUAAAUAUGCAAUAUUAAAAAAAACUGCAUUUGAUUAAGUGAAUCAAAUAAGAGAAUCAUCAAGUAGAAUGUAAUUAUUAUUGUUCCAUUUACAGAUGUACGUUUACAGAUUCGUAGUUAGAAAUUUCUAGUCUAAGACAGUUCUAGUAAAAGUGCCUUAAAUCAAACAGAUUCGGUAAAUUCUACUUAUUCAUAUUUUUGUCAGUGUACUUAAAGAUAAGUAAUGAAUUACAACAUAUAUAGUUAGACACAUUUCUAUUUUAUACCUACGAAUAAACAUUUAUGUUUGUCAUA